This is a messenger RNA of Aspergillus piperis CBS 112811, 444 nucleotides long. RefSeq names its product 40S ribosomal protein eS19. Gene Ontology annotation, molecular function: RNA binding; structural constituent of ribosome. Bases 1 to 444 code for a protein of 147 amino acids. The transcript has 4 exons. Gene Ontology annotation, cellular component: ribosome; cytosolic small ribosomal subunit. Gene Ontology annotation, biological process: translation; ribosomal small subunit assembly. Lineage: Eukaryota; Fungi; Ascomycota; Eurotiomycetes; Eurotiales; Aspergillaceae. The record is from RefSeq and is a predicted model, not a curated record.
AUGGGUGGUGUCACCGUUCGCGAUGUCGACGCGCAGAAGUUCAUCGCUGCUUACUCUGCUUUCCUGAAGCGUCAGGGAAAGCUCCCCAUUCCUGGAUGGGUUGACACUGUCAAGACCUCCGCCUCCAACGAGCUCCCUCCCCAGGACGCCGACUGGUACUACAUCCGCGCCGCCGCCGUCGCUCGCCACAUCUACAUGCGCAAGACCGUCGGUGUUGGCCGUCUCCGCAAGGUCCACGGUUCCACCAAGAACCGCGGCUCCCGCCCCGCCCACCACGUCGAUGCCUCCGGCUCCGUCGACCGUAAGGUCAUGCAGUCCCUCGAGAAGAUCGGUGUCCUCGAGCACGAUGAGGAGAAGGGUGGCCGUCGCAUCACCCAGAGCGGCCAGCGUGAUCUUGACCGUAUCGCCAAGACCACCGUUGACGAGGAGGAGGACGAGGAGUAA